AUGGAGGAGAAGUUCAACCGACUCCUCUUCAUCCCCAUUGCGGCGGUGCUCUUUCUGAUGAUCGGUUACCAGUACGUGUGCCCGGCGGACAGCAACACCUGCUACUUCCGAAGUGCCGACAAAGGGCUUUUCCAGCGGUACUCGCCGGGGUUCGAGUUAGUUUACACGGAGGCGGACGAGGACCUGCCAUCCAAAAUCACGUCCAAAUUUAACUUCACGGAGCGGGACCUGGACCGGCACGUCGACUUCAACAUCCGCGGGGACGACGUGAUGGUGUUCCUCCACAUCCAGAAGACCGGCGGCACGACGUUCGGCCGGCACCUGGUGAAGAACAUCCAGCUGGAGCAGCCGUGCGACUGCAUGCCCGGCCAGAGGAAGUGCACCUGCCACCGGCCCGGCAGAGCCGAGUCGUGGCUCUUCUCCCGGUUCUCCACGGGCUGGAGCUGCGGGCUGCACGCGGACUGGACCGAGCUCACGAGCUGCGUGCCCGUGGUGAUGAACAAGCGGGACAAGAAGAGUGCCCAAAAGAACAAAAGGAACUUCUACUACAUCACCAUGCUACGCGACCCCGUGUCACGCUUCCUCAGCGAGUGGAAGCACGUGCAGCGCGGGGCCACCUGGAAGACCGCCCUCCACAUGUGUGACGGCCGCCCGCCCACACAGGACGAGCUCCCCGCCUGCUACAGCGGCGAGGACUGGACCGGCGUGCCCCUGGCGGACUUCAUGAGCUGCCCCUCCAACCUCGCCAACAACCGGCAGGUGCGCAUGCUGGCCGACCUCAGCCUGGUGGGCUGCUACAACAUGUCGUCGGUGAGCGAGCUGGAGCGCGGCCGCGUGCUGCUCGCCAGCGCCAAGGCCAACCUGCGCAACAUGGUCUUCUACGGCCUGACGGAGUUCCAGCGCAAGACGCAGUACCUGUUCGAGCGGACGUUCGGCCUGCGCUUCAUCCGGGCCUUCACGCAGAUCAACAGCACGCGCGCCGCCAGCGUGGGCAUCAGCGAGAAGGUGCGCUGGCGCAUCGAGGGCCUGAACGCCCUCGACGUGGAGCUGUACGAGUACGCCAAGGAGCUGUUCCUCCGGCGCUAUCAGCACAACCGUCAGAGGCAGCGUCAGGAGGAGCGCGAGAGGAGGUGGCAGGAGAGGCAGCACAGGCAGCGGCUGCACAGGACCUAUCUGGCGGAGCUGUGGAGACUAGGAGGAGGAGGAGGAGGGGAGGAAGAGGAGCAGGGGAAGGGGCUCGAGGAGGUAGUCACGACAGAGGACUACAGCAGCCAGGUGGUGAGGUGGUGA
Messenger RNA from Cyclopterus lumpus (lumpfish), 1290 nucleotides. RefSeq names its product heparan-sulfate 6-O-sulfotransferase 3-B-like. The transcript has 2 exons. The coding region runs from base 1 to 1290 and encodes 429 amino acids. The record is from RefSeq and is a predicted model, not a curated record. Gene Ontology annotation, molecular function: heparan sulfate 6-sulfotransferase activity. Gene Ontology annotation, cellular component: membrane. Lineage: Eukaryota; Metazoa; Chordata; Actinopteri; Perciformes; Cyclopteridae.